This is a messenger RNA of Drosophila novamexicana, 2579 nucleotides long. Its product is annotated as adhesion G-protein coupled receptor G6-like. NCBI's taxonomy places the organism in Eukaryota, Metazoa, Arthropoda, Insecta, Diptera, Drosophilidae. Gene Ontology annotation, cellular component: membrane. The coding region runs from base 1 to 2325 and encodes 774 amino acids. Gene Ontology annotation, biological process: adenylate cyclase-activating G protein-coupled receptor signaling pathway; cell surface receptor signaling pathway. The transcript has 2 exons. The record is from RefSeq and is a predicted model, not a curated record. Gene Ontology annotation, molecular function: G protein-coupled receptor activity.
AUGCUUUGGCAGUUUUGCCUACUCUGCGGGCUGUGGCCCAGCCAGGCACAUGUGCGAUUCACUCCAAGCACAACCUGGAGCAGCGUGCAACAGUACCCACCGCAACAAUGGCAGGCCAGGAACUAUAGUACUGUGAAAGCAGCCAGCAACGAACAAAACAUCAAGCUGCAGCCCGUGGCCCUGUGUGAGGCACAGGAUUUCCAGCACAACUACGAAGUGCUGGCUGAAGAUGGCCAGUCUAUCUUUGAACCGCAUUUGAAUCAUUUUGAAUGCACAAGAGCUGGCGAAUGGGCCACCAUGCGCGAUCUCUGCUUGGAUGAGUAUGGUCUGCCCUGGCGGCGACUAUGCAACGCCAAAGCCCAGUGGCAGCCACUCAAGCGACUCAACUGUCGCGCCGGCAACCAGCUGAGCCGGCAGCUCUACCAGCUGGGUGCCGAGCUGCUCGCUGCGGACAGCAGCAACCGCAGCAAACCGGUUCCAUUGAACCGGCUGCAAUAUUUAUUGAACCAGGCAAAUGGCCAGCUGUCACCAGUUGAUGUCUACAGCACGGCGCGUAUAAUUGCCAAGCUCUUGGAGCAGCAGCCAAAAAAUGCAGCUAUGGGCGCGGAUUUGGUCAGCAUUUGCCGAGAGAUUAUGUCUAGCGAUACGCAGGUACUGCGAAUGUCCGCACAGCUGAAUGCAACCAACUUACUUCUGAGUCAAUUUGAGGAAUACAUGGAUGCACUGCCGCAAGAGCUGGUGCCCAGCCACAGCUGUGGUCGAGCAGCUAGCGAAGCCUUGGUAUCGACUGACAAAGGCGUGGAAACACUCAACUAUGCGCAUUUGGGCGUGCAGGCACUGAUGAGCAACAAUCUGAGCGUAUUCUAUGUGAACCCGACAUGUGCAAAUAUCACAGGGAUUGCCAUUUAUUCAUCAGCAGCUGAAGAUCGGCAGGCAUCUGGCAGCGGCUUUUGGUAUCGCUUUCUUUAUACAAAUAUGAACCUGGAGAAGCUGAGAAGGGAGACAAAUCUAGAGACGGCCACCUACGUGCCGGAGCAGCUGUGGCGCCAGCUGAAAGAGCGCAGAGCGUCCUACGUCAUACUCAAGGUCUACGCCCAUGCCGGACUCUUUGUGGAGGCGGCCGAGCAGCGCAGUGGGCGACCACGCAGUAAAGUACUAUCCAUAUCAAUACCCGGACUUGAAGGAGUUGGCUUACCGUCGCCUUUGCCCUUCUUAUUGCCAAGGGGGAAGACUUUUGGCGAAGGCAGCCGCUGCGGCUAUUGGAACUAUAAGAGCUGGUUAAGUGAUGGCGUCACCACUUGCACUGAUAACGGCGCGGAAGAGUUCAAUGUGCUCUGCCAGGCACAGCAUUUGACGCAGUUUUCGUUUCUGAUUGGUGGCAGCCACGCCCAACUGCAGCUGGAAAAUGUUCAACUGCUGCUGGACAGGACCCAUGAGCAGCUGCUGGACAUGAUCAGCUAUGUGGGCUGCGGCCUGUCGUUGUUUGGACUCUUGUGCAUCUUUUUAACCGCAGCGCUGGUCAAGAAGUGGCGCAGUCAGGCCUCUACUAAGGUGCUGCUGCAUCUUUGCCUGGCGCUGGCCCUGCAGCUGCUGCUCUUUGUCUAUCUCAGCGGUGGCGACGACUGGUUGACUCUGGAGCAGAACUGGAAUCGCUGCUUGAUUUUGGGCGCUGCGCUGCAAUACUCUGUGCUGGUAAUCUUUAGCUGGAUGCUGAUCAUAGCCUUUCUGCAGUUCCAGCGUUAUGUUACGGUUAUAGGCGUGGCCCGCCCCAACCAUUAUAUACUCAUAUCAGCACUGAUUGCCUGGACUUUGCCUCUGCUGCCCACCCUUUCGGUUGUGCUGCUCGACGCCAAGUCAUUUAAGCCAUCGGCGUAUCAGUUGAAACACCAUGCGGCUUUCUGUUAUCCCUCCGGCUAUGGCCUGGCCCUGGGCGUGGUUCUGCCCAUAGCCUUGGUCACCAUCGCCAAUGCAUUCAUGAUGAUCUGCAUCAUUUACAGCAUACAGCGUGCGCUCAAUCCUCGACGCCAGUUAAUUGUCCAGCAGCUUCGCCUGUCUGUGCUGCUGUUCUUUUUGCUGGGACUCACAUGGAUCUUUGGUCUGUGCAGCUACAUGCACCUGAGCAUUAUAUUCUCCUAUCUCUUUUGCCUCACGGCCACGCUGCAAGGCUUUGUGCUUUUUGUGUAUUUUGUGCUUUUGAAUAAGACGAAUCGAAACGCCUGGCUGAAUCUGAUGUGUCCCAAACAUUUUAAGUUAAAGGUGACAAAAACGGAACAACAAUCGAUGACCAUUUCAUCAAGCAACACUUCCAGAAGAACGCAAUCCUAACUUAAUGUAAUCCAUUUGAAAACUUAAGUACUUUUUUCUUAUUAGCAACACCGAACAAUAUGUGGACAUUUUUUCAACAAACUUUUACAGACGUAAACCCAACUUAUGCCAGCAUGCCAUUUUUGUCCAUUAACAAAAUAUGUUUAUAAAAUAUGCAACUCAAGAUACUUACAAGCAAACGAACCUUUAAAGCUUAUUUAAGGCACAGCACAUAAUACCAUAAUAAAUUAUAACGAUAAUUAACACCGUAUAUA